Molecule: messenger RNA, 1596 nt
Organism: Diorhabda carinulata
Lineage: Eukaryota; Metazoa; Arthropoda; Insecta; Coleoptera; Chrysomelidae
Gene: Gmppb
Product: mannose-1-phosphate guanyltransferase beta
Exons: 1
Coding region: 238-1329 (363 amino acids)
Biological process (GO): cell wall mannoprotein biosynthetic process; GDP-mannose biosynthetic process
Cellular component (GO): cytoplasm
Molecular function (GO): mannose-1-phosphate guanylyltransferase (GTP) activity; GTP binding
Source: RefSeq, a predicted model, not a curated record
AAACUAUAGAAAGAAGAAGAAAAACAUGUAAAUAUAACCAACACGUCACAAUAUUUGUAUCUUAUCUCAAUAUUAACAUAUUUAUAUUGAUAAAUCAUCAAUUUUCAUCAACAUUUUCGUACGUGUAAUAUUCUAAUUGAAAACGUGUAUAAAAUUAUAAAGAGAUUUGUAAGUUUUAUUUAGAUAUUAUUACGCCUAAAAAGUUUUCGAUUUACCAAAUUAUAAGAAUAUAUUAAGAUGACAGAAGGCCAAAGAGCGUUGAUUCUAGUUGGUGGAUAUGGUACAAGGCUAAGACCUUUAACUUUGAGUAGGCCUAAACCUUUGGUGGAAUUUGCUAACAAGCCAAUUCUUCUGCAUCAAAUUGAAGCAUUAGUCGAAGCUGGUGUAACAGAAGUUAUAUUGGCGGUUUCGUACCGUGCCGAACAGAUGGAACGAGAGUUAACAAAGGAAGCUGAGAAGUUAGGAGUUAGUAUUCUAUUUUCCCAUGAGACUGAACCUUUAGGAACAGCAGGACCAAUAGCGUUAGCAAAGGAGCAACUUUCUAGGAGUACUAAACCUUUUUUUGUUUUAAACUCUGAUAUUAUUUGCGACUUCCCAUUCCGCGCUCUAGCCAAAUUCCAUGAAAACCAUGGAAAAGAAGGUACAAUUGUUGUUACAAAAGUAGAAGAACCAUCUAAGUAUGGUGUUGUUGUUUAUGGAAAAGAUAAUUGUAUUGAGAGCUUUAUCGAAAAACCUCAAGAAUUCAUAUCAAAUAAAAUAAAUGCUGGUUUAUACAUUCUCAAUCCCAGUGUCAUUAACAGGAUUGAAUUGAAACCAACUUCUAUAGAAAAAGAAGUAUUUCCACACAUGGCAAAGGAUAAACAACUAUAUGCCUUUGAACUGGAGGGUUUUUGGAUGGAUGUUGGACAACCUAAAGAUUUCUUAACUGGAAUGUGUUUAUAUUUGAAACAUCUACGUCAAACAAAUGAACAAAAAUUAUAUAAGGGACCUGGUGUAGUAGGUAAUGUUUUAGUUGAUCCUUCAGCCAAAAUUGGAAGUAACUGUCAAAUAGGCCCCAAUGUUACAAUUGGACCAGGAGUUGUAAUUGAAGAUGGUGUCUGUAUUAAACGUUCUACAAUUCUCAAAGACGCAACAAUUAGCUCCAACUCAUGGUUAGAGAGUUGUAUUGUAGGCUGGAAAUGUUAUGUAGGAAAAUGGGUAAGAAUGGAAGGUUCUACUGUAUUAGGUGAAGAUGUGAUAGUUAAAGAUGAAACUUACAUCAAUGGAGGACAAGUUUUGCCCCAUAAAAACAUUUCAACAUCAGUUCCAGAACCUCAAAUUAUUAUGUGAAUGUGGCAACUAAAUAUUCAUAUAUAACUAUCAUAAGAUAAUUCACAACAAGUGUAUUGUUAUUAUAGCAACAAAAUAUUGUGAAUAUAUUCAAUUAUUGUGCAUUAUUUUAGAAGUAAGAAUGAGUGGUAAAUUUAUAAUUUCUCAAGUGAAGGUAUUAAAGAACAAGUAUCAUAUUUCAAGCUCUUGAAAUUUAUGCUGUAUAUUUGUACUAAGUCUGUGUAAUGAAAAAUUUUUAUAUUUUAAUAUAUCUGCCUUUAUCAUUAA